Messenger RNA from Hydra vulgaris (swiftwater hydra), 1499 nucleotides. Its product is annotated as hydroxyacyl-coenzyme A dehydrogenase, mitochondrial. Gene Ontology annotation, biological process: fatty acid beta-oxidation. Gene Ontology annotation, cellular component: mitochondrion. The record is from RefSeq and is a predicted model, not a curated record. NCBI's taxonomy places the organism in Eukaryota, Metazoa, Cnidaria, Hydrozoa, Anthoathecata, Hydridae. Gene Ontology annotation, molecular function: (3S)-3-hydroxyacyl-CoA dehydrogenase (NAD+) activity; NAD+ binding.
CUUUACAAGUCAAAAUAUUAGAUUCAGUUGUUCAUUCGCAUAGAAUUAUUAUCAAACAAAAAAAAAAAAAAAAAACAACCUCGUGAUGAAGUAAUCGAAUAAGCUUAUUUAACAGUUAGUUUAAUAUUGAGAUCAAUUAUUUUUGUCCAAUAAUAAUGUCUAUCUUGCAACGCGUUACUCUUAGCUCAGCUAGUAAAAAUAUUUUUAAAGUUUACGGAAGUAGACUUGUAAACUCAACUGCUAAGUAUUGCACUACUAACGAUGGUAAAGAGAAGAAUAUAAGUAAUGUUACAGUAAUAGGAGGGGGACUAAUGGGAGCUGGUAUUGUACAAGUUGCUGCACAAAAUGAUUUUGACGUUGUUAUAGUAGACAAAGAAGAUGAAUAUCUGCAAAAAUGUAUGGUAAUGGUCAGGAAAUCGAUUGACAGGAUAACAAAAAAAAAGUUUCCUGACGAGCCAAAGCUGGCUUCCAAAUUCGUCAACGAUACUUUAAACAGAAUAAAGACAGAAAAAGAGCCAAGUGUUGGUGUUGCCAAUGCUGAUUUAGUGAUUGAAGCAAUAACAGAAAAUCUUGAUGCCAAGUGGAAAUUGUUUGAAGUAAUAGAUAAAGCAGCCCCGAAACAUUGUAUUUUUACAUCAAAUACUUCUUCUCUUCCUAUUUUUGAAAUUUCUAAAGUGACUUCAAGACCUGAUAAAUUUGGUGGGUUACAUUUUUUUAAUCCAGUUCCAUUAAUGAAACUUGUAGAAGUAGUUAAAGCUGAAAACACAUCUCAAGAAACAUUUGAUACAUUGUUCCAGUUUUCAAAAGAUCUAGGGAAAAUUCCUGUUGCUUGCAAAGAUACUCCUGGUUUUAUUGUCAAUCGCCUUCUUGUACCCUAUAUGAUGGAAGCUAUUCGUUUUGUUGAAAGAGGCCAUGCAAAUGCUCGAGAUAUCGACACUGCAAUGAAGCUUGGUGCAGGUUAUCCGAUGGGCCCUUUUGAACUAGCAGACUAUGUUGGUCUGGAUACUAUUAAGUUUAUUGUUGAUGGUUGGCAUAAAAACAACCCUGACAAUCCACUUUUUAACCCAAGUGAAAUGCUGAACAGAUGCGUUGAAAUGGGAAAGUUUGGGAAAAAAAAUGGAGAAGGUUUUUACAAGUAUACAAACUGAUUUAAUGUAGAAAAUAGUCAAAAACUUCAAUUAAUCAUUCAUGAUAAAACUUUUUUUGAAAUAGAUAUCAUUUCAGAGUUUAUUCUGUUGAUUUUAUUGAUGUUAAAACAUUGAAUAUUUUACAAGUUUUACAGGUAAAUAUUAUUUUACCAGUAAAAUAAUGUUAAAAGUAAAAUUUCUUUUGAUUAAAGUUUCUUUUCUAAUUAACAUUAUUUAAAUGAUUUUUCGUAACUAUUUAACUUUAUUGUUUUAAAAUUUUAUUUCCAAACAUUGUCUUAUUUUUUUUAAAGUUUAUACUUUGUUGUAGUUUUUAUUUAAACGGUCUAAUGUGUAUGAGAUAUAUUCAAGUAA